Messenger RNA from Caenorhabditis auriculariae, 2861 nucleotides. Lineage: Eukaryota; Metazoa; Nematoda; Chromadorea; Rhabditida; Rhabditidae. The record is from the annotation of a GenBank genome assembly.
AUGCUGCGGGCGGCUCUGUCCAUUCUUGGUGUGAUUUACCUUGCCUCAACGGCCGUCCAGGCGCAAAAAGCCAACCGGACACUUAUUUUCGCCAAUGUUGUGAGUUUUGCCUCUCAAAAAAAACCAAAAAAGCUGGUUUUUUUUUUCAGCUUUUCCGCCACGGUGCACGCGCCCCAUCGGCUCAAUUCACAAACGCCUCUUAUGCGGAAAAAUUUCCUCGCGGGCUCGGCGAGCUCAGUGACGUGAGCCCAAUGAUCAAAAAUUGAGCCGUUUGCCUUUUUUUCUAGCAAGGAAUCGAAAACUCGUACAAGUUGGGAAGAUUUUUGGGAGUUCGGUAUGUCGACAGCGGAUUCCUCAAUAAGAAGCUCAUUUGCAAGGAGGUUUGGAUUUAAUUUAUUGCGCUAAAAAGAGUAAAAAGUUCUAGCUUUUUAUUUUUGAUAAAUUUCUUAUCGUUUCUGACGUUUUUAAACACAUUUUACCCCUGAAAAAUCUGGUCGAAAUACAAAACGAGAUCAGUAAUAAACAGUAAAACGAUUCAAUGGUACCAUAUCGAGAUUGGUUGACUUUUCAAAAAUCUAUUUUUUCUCAGACCUCCUCUUUAAAGGACUUAUGAAACAGUUUUUUUGAUCCUAGAUGUACUUCCGAUCGGUAAAACUAUCGAGAUGCCUGAUGACAGCGGCGAUUGUCGGCUCGGCAAUGUUUGAAGGACACGGAAAAAACCUUCAUGUUCCUGUUCUCACGGAAGAAACUAACGAAAACGUGAGUUUAACUAUUGUCUGCUUUUUUUUUUUGAUUCUUUGGUCUAACCGAAAAAAAAAAAUUGUUGCGAUUUUUCUGCCCACGUGACUAUGUUAGAAAUGAGGUCACACCAAAAACGGACGUGAAGACGUCUGACUAUGACCAAAUCGUGAAAACGUGAAAACACGUGUGACCAUCUUGAUGUCAUGCUUCUUUAUAGAGAAGUAAAAAAAAUCGGGUUUGAGAUGAAUUGAGAAAAACGCCACAACAGUGAUUUUGUGCAUACAUGGGCGAUUAUCGAAGGAAGUCAGUCCGCGAGGCUUACAUUUAAGAAAUUUUCUAGAACGGAGAGGGGUCGGCGGACCUCGAAUCGGGUCUGCCCAUUUGUGAUUUUGUGGUAGAGUUGCUAUAUUUGUAAAACGAUGCAGUACUCAAUUUUUCGGAAUUAAAUAGCGUUUUGCUAUAAAAAUACACAUAUAUGUACUUCUUACACUGCUUGACAGACAAUGAAAAGCUCAGGAUAUUUUCAAUCAAAUUCCAUUCAAUCUUCAUACACCUUCAACUUGAAAAAAGAGAAGUUUCAGUUGCUCAACUACGACAUGCACAGUUGUGUCCGAGAGAAGGAGCUUCUCCAGGAGAUUUGCCCCACUUACAACAGCUUCGAUGAGCACAAAAGUGUAAGUUUGUAUUUUACUUUACUACGAAUUGAAUAGCUGUCAGAAAACAUUCUUUUUCGGAAAUUUUUGGACAAAAUCGUUGAGUUUUUUUUUUCAGUGGCCUCUGUUCGAAGACUUUGUGUACAACUGCCUGAACAUCAGCAACCCAAUCUUUGAUAAAUAUCCGUUCAAAACCAUCGAAGCCUACAUUAAUCAGGUAACAUAAUAAUGAUGUUCUUUCAACUAAAGAGGGGUUUAAAAAGUCUUUUUGAGUCCGCUAUGAAUUGUGAGCAAAAAAGGUCGAAAAGCUUCAUAAUUUCUCAAAAAAGGUAACACUUUUCCAGUUCCUCUGAACCAAAAUCAGAUGCUCUUGUGAAUUGAGCCUUUUAAAAAACGGCUUGUAAAGCUUCAUAAUCCCUCGAAAAACCUUUCAGCAUUUUCUAGGCCGAAAUUAUGCAAUAGAACAGUCUUUUUAGUUUUUUCUAAUGAGACAUUUCCAUUAUCUUCCGAGUUUUCAAAAAAUGAGUUUCAGUUCAAAAACGGCAUCGCACUGCCAAAAGUUCUUGCCGAUAAUUACGAUACCGUGAUGAAGACUUACACACAGGUAAUCACACAUUGUUGUUUUCCCCACAGAAUCCGAAAUUCCAGGUUGGCCACUUCAUAACCGGAACCGGCAUGUACCACGAUCCUAGGAAAAUGAGAAUGAAGGUAGCUUGAAAUUAUCCAAAAAAAUAAUGCUGCUUUUUUUCUAGUUCGGCAACCUCAUGAUGGCCUUGAUGAAGAAUGUCAAGUGAGUUGAAUUCUCUAAGAUUCCAACUAAUAGUAGAGUUUUCUAGAAACCGCUGGAGCUGCUAUAAAAACGGCAAGAACUGCGCACACAAGCUCCGACGAUUUGUCGCCUAUUCGACGGUAAAACAUGACAAAGAUUUCAAAUAUCGCUUUAUUUUAAGCAAGACUGGAUUCUCAGCGGCGUUAUGGAAUCGUUGGGAGUUCUGAACUCAACUGUCACCUAUACCAAGUACCCGGAAUACAACUCGAUGAUUAUCAUCGAAAUGUAUGACAAUGGUGGGAAACCGGAGAUCAAGGUGAAAUAUUCCCAAAAAAAAAAAUAGGAAUUUUUGGUUCAGAUGUUCUACAAGAAAGAUGAGGUGAUAACAGCGGAGAAUGAGAUGCUGGACGUGACCAAAUUGAUCCGAAACUGCCCGAAAGAUCAAGAUUACUGCCCUCUAGAGGUAAUUUCGAAUUAUACGUAAUUGAUUUGAAAAGACUGUUUCCGGAAUUCUAUGAGCUGAAAUAUUUUUCUAGAUUACAUAUCUUCAUGAAUUCCAGAAGUUUGUGAGCUGCUGCGACGACUACCUAGAAUACGUUCCCGGCGCUUCGUGCCUCGGCCAGAAUUCGGACGUCCUAGAAGAAGGCAACUCUCUCAAAAGGAAACGCCGAACCAAGCGCUACGCUGGCUACGAAUAA